This is a messenger RNA of Closterium sp. NIES-65, 759 nucleotides long. NCBI's taxonomy places the organism in Eukaryota, Viridiplantae, Streptophyta, Zygnematophyceae, Desmidiales, Closteriaceae. The record is from the annotation of a GenBank genome assembly.
AUGGUGGCCGAGAAGAAUCUGCGAGGAUCGCUGCGAUCGGAAGUGGAUCGCGCGGUCGGCAAGGAUCGAAUUGUGAUCGUUGAUUCGCUGAACGCCAUCAAGGGGUACCGAUACGAGCUGUGGUGCCUGGCACGUGCUGCUGCCACCAAAUACUGCGUGGUGCAUUGCGACGUGGCGGCAGAGACGGCAAGGGAGUGGAACGACAGGCGCAGAGACGCGGGAGAGCCCUGCUACGCUCCCCAUAUUUUGGAGGAUCUGUUGGGUCGAUUCGAAAGGCCGGUGGGUCGCAAUCGCUGGGACUCGCCCCUCUUUGAACUUCAUCCUGCCGCCGAGCAAGCGGCAGAGGCGGCAGAGCAGGUUAUAGGCGAGGUGGUGACACUGCUUGUGGGUGGAAGCGGAGCAGCAAACGGACGGGGGCGAGCAGGCAGGGCGUUGCAACCAACAGUUGCCACUCAGACAGCUACAGCGUCAGAUGCCAACGUGCUGUAUGAGAUGGACCGGGCCACAAAGGAGGUGAUUUCCGCCGUGAUGGAUGCUCAGGCAUCGCUAGGAGGCGCCUCAUCACCAUUCACAGUAGAUUUGGGACCUAGUAACAACAUAGUAUUACGGCGGCCCGUUGGUCUUCCGGAAUUGCAACGGUUGCGUAGGACAUUUGUUCGCCUGGCUGGGCAAGCUGCUUUGUCUGGAAAUGCACCGCCCAAGGAUGCAGAGUCGGCAAAAAGAUUCUUUGCUGAGUACAUUGUUCGAGAGGUUAAAUGA